Penicillium longicatenatum is the source of this 1044-nucleotide messenger RNA. RefSeq names its product sterol desaturase family protein. Gene Ontology annotation, biological process: ergosterol biosynthetic process. NCBI's taxonomy places the organism in Eukaryota, Fungi, Ascomycota, Eurotiomycetes, Eurotiales, Aspergillaceae. The coding region runs from base 1 to 1044 and encodes 347 amino acids. The transcript has a single exon. The record is from RefSeq and is a predicted model, not a curated record. Gene Ontology annotation, molecular function: iron ion binding; C-4 methylsterol oxidase activity.
AUGGGCGCCCCUAUCAACCCCAGAGACUCCAUGAAGUCAACCUGGCGCCAAGAUAAGAGCCAAUGGUCCAUCCCCCACAAGAUUCUCGAGAAAAUCAACCUCUAUCAUGUGGAUCUUGACCGAGAGAUUCCCAUCCAUGCUAAGACGGAGAAGCUGCCAUAUCUACCUGAUUGGCAAAUGCAUCGCUGGAUUCUAUUCUACGCUUGUCUUCCCCUGAUGGUCCACCAGUUAUUUGUAUCACUUACGGGAUACCAAUUCCAUCCCGUCAUCGCUUUCAUCUACUACUACCAAGCAGCGCGCCUCUUUGCAUUCCGUGAACUGCGCUCCAUUCGAGAACUCGGCCACAAACACGGAUUCCUCGAUGGAGAUAAACAUGAGCGAGAUGGGAUCCCCGAUGCAGGAGUAGGGAAAGCACUUUUAUCAGUCGUUCUUGCGGGAUUUUUACGCCCGCUGUUCUCCGUCUACCUGACUUAUAACAAGAGCGAAGCCCCCCUAUCUCUCAACUGGACAUGGGUGUUCGUUGAAGUCAGUCUUUAUAGUGUCGUUGUGGAUUUCUGGUACUACUGGUAUCACCGCCUGAUGCACGACGUGAACGGUCUAUGGAAGUAUCACCGCACACAUCACCUUACCAAGCACCCCAAUCCGCUGCUUACAAUUUAUGCGGAUUCCGAACAAGAAUUCUUCGACAUUGUUGGCAUUCCAUUAAUGGCCUUUUACACGAUGAGACUCAUGGGAUUUCCAAUGGGUUUUUACGAGUGGCAUAUCUCUCAGCUUUAUGUUUUGUUUGCAGAGGUUGCAGGGCACAGUGGUCUUCGCAUCCAUGCCUGUGUACCGAAUCCCAUGUCUUGGUUGAUGAGAAUCUUUGACAUGGAAUUGGUUAUUGAGGACCACGACCUUCAUCAUCGCAAAGGGUGGAGAAAAAGCCAUAAUUAUGGCAAGCAGACUCGGGUUUGGGACCGGAUCUUUGGAACGUGUGGAGAGCGGAUUGAGAGUGUGGACUCUAAUGUGGAUUAUGAGAAUCGAGCGAUCAUGCCUAUAUUUUAG